Messenger RNA from Manis pentadactyla (Chinese pangolin), 2770 nucleotides. It is a transcript of the gene ARID3B, whose product is annotated as AT-rich interaction domain 3B. The coding region runs from base 210 to 1868 and encodes 552 amino acids. Gene Ontology annotation, molecular function: DNA binding. The record is from RefSeq and is a predicted model, not a curated record. Gene Ontology annotation, biological process: regulation of transcription by RNA polymerase II. The transcript is spliced from 9 exons. Gene Ontology annotation, cellular component: nucleus. NCBI's taxonomy places the organism in Eukaryota, Metazoa, Chordata, Mammalia, Pholidota, Manidae.
GGCGCCGCUUCCGGUGCGGGCCCCGCCCCGGCUGUGGCCCCCUGGCUGCGGAGAAGUCCGAGAGGCAGCUGCGGCGCCGGGGCGUCGGCGGCCGCGUCUCCCAUCGCCUGCGGAAUCGGAGCGCGCACACAGGUUUAGACCUAGUGUGCCUGUUGGGCCGUGCUCAGGUUCGGAGCCAUGCCAGUCAGUGGGUGAAGCUUGAGGCAGUGAUGGAGCCACUGCAGCAGAAGCAGCCACAGCCGCCGCCGCCGCCGCUGCCGCCGCCGCACCUGGCCCCUCUGCCGAUGGAUGCCAGAGAGAAGCAAGGCCAGCAGAUGAGAGACUCCCAGCUCUUGUAUGCCCAGAAGCUGGCCACACAGCAAACUCUCCUUUCUGCCACACCUGGGAGGCCUUCUGGCAGCCCUUCCCUGGGUCCCUUGGCCAGAGUCCCACCAGCCGCAGCAGUGGCCCGGGCUUUUGAACGGAGCAACGUGAACUCAGAGCCUGAGGAAGAGGAAGGAGGCUUGGAAGAUGAGGACGGGGAUAAUGACGUUGCAGAGGUGUCUGAGAAAGAUGCCCAGGCUGCUUCACAAUAUUUUCAUGUGCAGAAAGUGGUUCGCCAAGACCCUAGAGCAGCACCUGUGUCUGGUCUACUUCCAGCACCAGGGCUCCCACCGCAUGGACAGCAAGCGAAAGAGGACCAUACCAAAGAUGCUUCCAAGGCCCCACCUUCUGUCUCCGCGGCCGGGCAGCCGAGCUGGAAUCUGGAUGAGCAGCUCAAGCAGAAUGGUGGUUUGGCCUGGAGUGAUGAUGCAGAUGGAGGCCGGGGAAGAGAGAUCUCUCGAGAUUUCGCCAAGCUGUAUGAACUGGACGGUGAUCCGGAAAGGAAAGAGUUCCUGGAUGACCUCUUCAUCUUUAUGCAGAAGAGGGGGACCCCCAUCAACCGAAUCCCCAUCAUGGCCAAGCAGAUCCUGGACCUGUAUAUGCUAUAUAAGCUGGUGACAGAGAAGGGGGGCCUGGUGGAGAUCAUCAACAAGAAGAUCUGGAGGGAGGUCACCAAAGGCCUGAACCUGCCCACAUCCAUCACCAGCGCUGCCUUCACCCUGCGCACCCAGUACAUGAAGUAUCUCUACGCCUACGAGUGUGAGAAGAAAGCCUUGAGCUCCCCAGCCGAGCUCCAGGCAGCCAUCGACGGCAACCGGCGGGAGGGCCGGCGGCCCGGCUACAGCUCCUCCCUCUUUGGCUAUUCUCCCGCCGCCGGGGCCCCUGCGCUUCUCUCCCCACCCAAGGUCCGCUUCCCCAUCCUCGGGCUGGGCUCCAGCAGUGGCACCAGUGCCAGCAGCCCCCGGAUCGCCCCGGCAGCUACUCUCAGGAAAGGUGAUGGAGUUCCAGUGACAGCGGUGCCCGUGCCAAAUCGCCUGGCCGUGCCUGUGACCCUGGCAGGCCAGCAGGCCAGUACCCGGACGGCCGCACUGGAGCAGCUUCGGGAGCGGCUGGAGUCAGGGGAGCCCCCUGAGAAGAAGACGGCCAGGCUGUCGGAGGAGGAGCAGCGCCUGGUGCAGCAGGCCUUCCAGCGCAACUUGCUCAGUGUGGCCCGGCAGCUGCCCAUGAAGAUCAGGAUCAACGGCAGGGAAGACAGAUCGGAGGCCGCAGCUGCGGCGCUGAACCUGACCACAGGCAGCAUCGGGAGCAUCAGCAUGUCCGUGGACAUCGACGGCACCACCUAUGCAGGUGUGCUGUUCGCGCAGAAGCCCGUGGUCCACCUCGUCGCGGGGUCGGCGCCGCCAAGUGCCGGGAGCAGUGCCAGCAGCAGCUCCCACUGCUCGCCGAGCCCCACCUCCUCCAGGGGCACCCCCAGUGUGGAGCCCUCCACCAGCUGGUCACUUUGAGGGCCAGCUUCCUUCCGUGCUCUCCCGCCGAGAGCGAGGGAGGUUGACACACAGAAUUUACCUCAUCUCUCGGACCCCAUGUCAGACACCAUUUGAGGGUUUGGACAUGUCGUCUGUCCAGACUCCAUUCAGGUCCUGCUGUGCUCUAGGGACAGGGAGAGGCUGCGGGGCAGAUCAGGGCAGCGUUGUCCAAUCAGGGAUUGUCCUGGAGAACUGGGCAGGGUGCGUGCCUCCCGCCUCCUCCAGGGUUCCCGGGCCACCUCCAACCCCGGGAACGGUGUAUUGACAAUCUAAGCCGACACAGGGCUGGAGACCCUCCACGCCCCUUCUCCUUUAAUUUAUUUCCCUUCCCCUGCUUUCUACCAUGACCCCAGGGUUGCUCGUCUCUUCCCCUGCUCAGCCUCCCAGUCUUUAGCUCCCAUGGGGGGUUUCUGCCCUGGGGCCCUUCUCUGCUUGAGCAUGGGCCCACAUUGCCUACGGUGUCUUGUUCCUGGAGUAUGGGUCCCUCAAAUUCAAGUCUUGAAGCAGUCCUCAGGGCUCCACAUCACCCUUUUAAGUGUUCAAGAAAGGGCACAUGAGGACAUUCCUCAGGUCCCAGGGCCUACUGGGCAUCUGCUGAGGGAGGGGCAGGACCUCUGGCGGCUGCCCAGGCAGGCCCUGGACCCCACUUCACACUGACCCUUUUCCAGCCCUCCCAGACCACAUGCUCCCCUCCUGCCCUUGUUGGCCAGCUCUCCCGAGAACAGCCCACUUGUCCCUUAGGCCCCCUUCUCAUAGGGUCACCUCAGCCCCAUUUUCCCCAAACCUGCUGAUGUCAGGUUCAUUGAAAUACCUCAGAUUUGUAAUUGUUGAUGUUUAAUUGUUCAGGAAGUAUUUGCAUCUCUGAAAUCUUUUUAUAUGUG